AUGGAGAAGGAGAAGGAGAAGGACGUCCACACCGCGGGUGCCAGGCCCGUCCGCGGCAUCAUCCACGUUGAUAACGACAUGUUCAUGGGCGGCGGUGAAUCAGAUGGCCUGCUACCCCAGGCCCAGUUACAGCCUUGGUUAGAGGCGCCUCUCAACCGACGCGACAACGCCGGAGAGACUGCUUUCCAUGCGGCGGUGCGAACAGGCCAGACAGGGGCGUACACGUCUACUUCCUUUGCGACGGCUGUGCCGAAGCCAACAGCCGAAGCUCUCGUGGCCCGCAACCCCAGAGACCACAUCCCGGGGCCCGACUCGUUUCUGGAGGGCAUCCAGGGCAAGUACUGGACUAUCACCAGCGAGCAGCGUCUGCGCCCAGGUCCAAGGAAUGCGGACGGCAAUGAGAAUGAUAUGGUAAGAGUCGCGGCAUCAAGCGUCAACGCAAUAGCAUCGCUGCCGACGACGAUGACGACGAUGAGAAGGGAGAAUGAUUCUACCCCGGUUGUCUGCAUGGCCAUCCGCGAUGAAGCUGGCUUGACCAUGGUCCAUUAUGCGGCCAACCGAGGCGAUGCCGCGAUGCUUGACCGCAUCUUGGCCCACUUCAACAUAUACCGUGCAGACCUCAUCAAGUCGUUCGUCAGCAUGAAGCAGCGUGAUGGAGGUAACCGCGAGCGCCGCAAAAUCGAGAUUAAGUUUAUUAGCGACAAGUUGCGUCGCCACAUUACCUUCUCAAGGCGCAAGGCCGAAUCAUGA
This is a messenger RNA of Anthostomella pinea, 750 nucleotides long. Lineage: Eukaryota; Fungi; Ascomycota; Sordariomycetes; Xylariales; Xylariaceae. The record is from the annotation of a GenBank genome assembly.